AUGGAAAACAAUUUUCUCGAACAAAUGAAAAAGGGAGAUUUAAUGUUGGCCAAAUAUAGAAAAAUGACAGAAAAUCUCAAUAAACCAACCGUGUUGACUCAAUCGUCGGGCACUAUUUGCUUUGGCGCUAAAAUUUCCCUUCUCACACCCCACGUGCCAGCAACAGAUCCGCCGCUAAAUGAUAAAAAAGGUUUACUUCUUGGAGGUCGGAUAACUUCAAAUGAAAUUAACAAUUCUCAUGACCUGGAAGAUGGGUGUACCUUAGUAGGUCUAGCAAACACUCAACCCACAGAAAGAAGCACUUUCAUUAUAACUAGUGCUGAUUAUUGUAAUCGUCAGGAUGAACUUCUUAAAUAUAACCAGGAAUUUCUUCUUACUGUUUCAUCUUCCGUUGCUAAGAAUAAGCCUCUUUAUAUAAGAUAUGCUCCAAACCCAAUUCCUGGUCUUAGCGGAUUGUUUCCACUAUAUCUUAGUAAGCAUCCGGUAUCUAAUACAAGAUGGCGCAUCCUGCCUAUUCAAAGAGCUGAUACAACUAGAUUUGAGCAAGAGGGGAAACCUGUGAAUGUGAGAUUACAAUAA
Nymphalis io (European peacock) is the source of this 579-nucleotide messenger RNA. RefSeq lists its product as uncharacterized. NCBI's taxonomy places the organism in Eukaryota, Metazoa, Arthropoda, Insecta, Lepidoptera, Nymphalidae. Bases 1 to 579 code for a protein of 192 amino acids. Gene Ontology annotation, biological process: cilium assembly. The transcript has 2 exons. Gene Ontology annotation, cellular component: motile cilium. The record is from RefSeq and is a predicted model, not a curated record.